GUAAAUAAGUCAUUUAAAUAGCCAUAGGGUUAAGUAAUAAUAGCCCCAGGCCCCCCACGAAACAAAACAACAGCUUGGGACUGAUGUUUGAUUUUAAAGAAUACGAAGGACCCGAAUGAAAUUAACUUCCGCCUCUCUUUUGCUUGCUCCGCUGAUUGCUGGUAAUGCUCCAAACAUCGGCAAUCAAAAGGCCGAGAGAUAAUCCAAACUGCGGAAUUAACAUCACCCUUCAAUGGACCCAAGCGCAGGCGGUUCGAGUGCCGCCGCCGAUGUCCCGGCCACCGUAGCCGCCGUCGGAGAUUCUCCGUCGACCGCCGUAUCGCGCUGGACCUUCGCGAUCUCGCAACGUUACCAGCACUUCCUGGACAAAUCGACGCCGCACGUUUCCCACCGUUGGAUCGCGUUCGCCUGCGUGGCGUUGGCGUACGCGGUGCGGGUGUACCUGCUGGGGGGGUUCUACGUGGUCUCCUACGCCCUCGGCAUCUACAUCCUCAACCUCCUGAUCGGGUUUCUGUCGCCGCAGGUGGACCCGGAGUUUGCCGGUGGCCCCACCCUGCCGACCAGGGGCUCCGACGAGUUCCGCCCCUUCGUCCGCCGCCUCCCCGAGUUCAAAUUCUGGUACUCAAUCACCAAAGCCUUCUGCAUUGCCUUUGUCUUGACGUUCUUCAGCAUGUUUGAUGUGCCCGUCUUCUGGCCAAUUCUCCUUUUCUACUGGAUUAUGCUGUGUGUGAUGACUCUAAGACGUCAGAUAGAACACAUGAUCAAGUAUAAAUAUGUUCCUUUCUCCUUCGGAAAGCAGAGGUACGAUGGGAAGAGGGCACCUUCAAACGAGGGCGAAAGUUUGCUCCCGUAGUCUAAAAAUCACAGAUUUUAGAACGUUUUUCUUUGUUUUGCGUAUCCGAUCUUUUUGAUGGCCAUAGGUUGGACUUGCUUCUUGUCUGACGUGUUAGAGUACUCUUUAUAGUGGAGGAAGAACUUGUACUGCUGGCCAGUGUAUCAUUAGUUUUACGAGUGAACAGCAUUUUCUAUACAGGCUGCGUGCUGGCUCUUUUUCUAACCAAAUGGAUUUUAUAAGAUCUUUUGAUUUCACAAUAGGAUAAUUUUGAUCGUUCUUUCGUCGUUAACUCAAGUUCAGGUUUUUGCUAUUGUGAAGGGGCUUGUGUUGAAACUGUUUUCAAGGAUCACAUCUGGUUUGCCAACAUUACAAACAGGGUAAUGAUAAAGAUGAUGCCACUAUGUACACAAUCUGGAAGAGACUUGUUAUGAUAUAUUGUCUACUUUGGUGUAAUGUCCACCAUGAAGACAUUUUUUAC
Messenger RNA from Striga asiatica, 1313 nucleotides. The record is from the annotation of a GenBank genome assembly. NCBI's taxonomy places the organism in Eukaryota, Viridiplantae, Streptophyta, Magnoliopsida, Lamiales, Orobanchaceae.